GUUCAAUCGGCUAGGAGGAGGGACCUAGUCGAGAGCUACGUGUGAAACGCGUUGAAUUGAAAUUGUCUACGCAAAUAUCAAUUGCCAUUUUUACCUGGAAACACACAGACCGUCGCCCGAGGAGCGUUUGUUGACAUAGUAAUUGUUUGAUUCAACGUUAUGUUGGCCGUAACCUUGUUAAGACCGUAGAUUCAACGCAGAGCAUACGAACGUUACAGUAGCUGGACAUCCACCACAGCAGUCGUGAACUGAUUCAAGACGCCCUAAACUGAGCGGCUUUGGCGUUUUGCGUAAUUUUUUUUAACUGGUCAGUUUUUUUCCAUUGGUAUCGAAGCAAUAUUUUCUCUAUUCGCAGUACAGAAGAUUCCAACAUAAAGAAGAUAUCGGAGUCAAGAUCGAUUGGAUAUCCAUGAGCUCUGACUUCCAGCACUACAGUUUCAGGAUGCCUAAUAUAGGGUUCCAGAACCUUCCCCUCAACAUCUACAUUGUGGUGUUUGGGACGGCCAUCUUUGUUUUCAUCCUCAGCCUCCUCUUUUGCUGCUACCUGAUCAGGUUACGGCAUCAGGCACACAAGGAGUUGUACGCGUACAAACAAGUUAUACAGAAAGAAAAAGUGAAAGAGUUAAACUUGCAUGAGAUAUGUGCAGUGUGCUUGGAGGAGUUCAAACAGAAGGAUGAGCUGGGGAUUUGCCCGUGCAAACACGCCUUUCACAGGAAGUGCCUCAUCAAGUGGUUGGAGGUGAGAAAGGUGUGCCCGCUGUGCAACAUGCCCGUCCUGCAGCUCGCCCAGCAGGCGGGCACCUUGGACGCAGCCGUGGCCAUACCGCUGCCUCUGCCCCCGCUGCCUCUGCCCCCGCAGCCUCUGCCAGGCGUGGAGAACUUGGUGUAGCACACACAUACCUACUCCAUCGACACACACACACACUCAACACAGCAGUUUCCUCACCUGUACAGGUACACGUGUAUGUGAGUGUGGUGGGACAUGAGGAGUUGGUGCCGCUCCGCAGACACCCAGCAGCCUGGCAUCUCCCACUCCACGCACUCCCUCUCUGUUCGCUGCCUUUGUACAGUCCCAAAAUCGAAAGAUUUGCUACGACAACUGAUCAUUUUUGGUGUCUUAUUUCGAUGACGUUUUUUUGGGGGGACGAUGAAGGAGAGCUGUCCCAGUUCUGACUGAGGUCACUCUGUUUCCCAACCAAAGCACUUUUCUGGGGACGCCAGCGCAAGACGAAUGAAAGACACAAAAUCAGACGACUAUGACAGUGAAAUGGAAAUGGCUGCAUUUGUUUUGUUUUUUACAUAACUUUUGUUGUUGUUGUUUUUAACAAGCACUUUAUAAGAAGUCAACCUUGAUUGCUUGUGAGGAGAGUAGUAGCAAGGUUAUAUUUUAUUAAGAUUAACUUUCAUUUUUAUUUUAUGUGUACAGAGCCACAUGAAUUUUCAUUUGUAGUUGUGUGGACUUCUUUUUUUUUACUGAGAAAAUAUCUUAAAAGGGACAAUAGCCUCCAAAUCAACAUCUGGAAAUACAUUAGAUGCUUAGAACCUCACCAUCUUAAAGACCAGAUGCCCCUUCACUCUUACCCCCCCUCCCCUUCCUGCACAAAACAAGUCAACUGAUUACUGAAGGUUUGUGUGUGUGUGUGUGUGUGUGUGGAGUGUUCGCGUGUUUUUGUGAGAAGAGCUCUAAGCCUUGUUAACCUCGGGUCAUGGUGCCCACCUCAAUGUGAACAUGGAGGUCAAUGUGCCCAGAAGGCCACUGACAUCUCCCCCCACCCCUUGUUACUCACAGCUCGGUGUGUGUGAGUGUGUCUUUGACAGUGUGGCCACUGUCAUUUCAGUAGAGCCAGGCCAUGGAAUAAUAUGCUAUGAGAAUGAUGAUGUGAGAACCAUGCCAAUCCCCCCCCCUCCCCCUCACUCUAUUGAGACACUAGGAACAGAAUGGCAGCUGCAUCAAUGCUGAUGUUAAACAGCUGGUUAGAAUGAGCUUGGCUCAUCAGAGAAAUGUAACAUUCGUAGACAGUUUGGAAAACCCAUCUGUACUUGGACAGUUCAAACGUUACAGUCCUCUGAAGUUUUUUCAGUUGCCUUUAAAUCUCUGUCCCAUCCAGGACCCUGAUCUCUACACCGUUCUAAAUAUGGGUGCCAUGUUAACAGUAAACACACCCGCUCAUACCAUGUGUGUGUGUGUGUGUGUGUGUGUGAGAGAGUGCUGCACAUCCAAUCCACACGUCAGUCAACACACGCUGGGAGCAUCCUGGCUCCAGUCACUUCCUGUCUUAAUGCAAACAGGAAAUGGAGAAACCCGACACCCUGCGUCUGCGGCACUUCUCGGCCCUGCAGCCAAUCGGCAGCCUUGUUUCAUGUUACGUAAGUGAGGGAUUAGGAUGGCUCCCCGCCACAGUGCUCCUGAAUUGUGAGUCAUGGAUUUAGCAGCCGGUGAAUGUCAGAACCCAUAGUUAAAGGUUGCUUGUUUUGUGAUGCGAUUCAGCGUACAGCCCACUAGCAGAACCUUGAGCUGUUCCACUAGCAGAACCUUGAGCUGUUCCAUUAGCAGAAACACCAGUGUUCCUCUUUGGAUGGGCAGAAAAGGAAAUCACUGAACAAAACUAACUCUUAGUCUUACACCUAAUAAAAGUAUUUUUACAUAUUAUAUGUACAGAGCAGACGUUGCCGAAUGUUGAGAUAGAUCUCUCAGAUCUGAGAUCUCGUCAGGCCCAAGUCUAGAUUUAGUUACCGGAUACCUCGAUUGCACUUAGAAUGUUGUGAGGUCCUGAAGUAAAAAAAAAUAUACAUAUAUAUAAGCCAAACACUAUGCAAAUCAGAAACUAUAUCCUGUGGUUGUUUGUGUCAACUGUGGUGUUGCAUAUCUCGCCAGAAGAAAGCUAAUUGUGUUUUGUGGCUGCCAGCACUGUCAAAGACCAGAGCAAACCAGCUGUUUUACAAUUUCAAUAAAAAUAACAACCCACGAUCAAGGUUCUUAAAAAGGACAAGGUUCUGGCCUUAAGCUUAGUUAUAGCUGAGUAUUCUGACCUUGUACUGUAUGAGUUAGCUGUAUGAGUUAGCUGUUUGUUUGACUGGUCCUAAAACGUGUCAGAAAUCAUGCUGCCCUCAGCAUAUCAUUGUCCCCAGCCCAGCACACCUCUUUGUACUGUUAGUACUGACACAAGGACCCUGCUAAUGACCAGAACACUGGUCUGAACACACACACACACACACAGGGAGAGAUGAACGUGAGGCAAGUUAUAGUGAGGCAGCACUUUCAUUCAUUCUCUCGUCACAAAGUGUAGCUGUUUUAGACCCCUUAUUCUGGGCUUUUCCCUCUCCCUGCAUGUGUUGGUCCUACACAGAGCACUAGGAAACUGGACCCUGCUAUGAAACAGGUCAUCUGUGCGAAUGUCCUCUUGCCCUAAUCCUGACCCAGGCAGGUGCCGGGUGCUAAACUGUGAAGGCCACAGACUAGAUAAAGGUGAGAGGUUAUGGCAAUGAUUAGUGUCACAUAAUAGUCCAAACGACAUUGCAACUUUCUCUAAACGAACUAAGGCCAAAUAUUGGAUUUUUGAACAGGACUGAAUGGUGAUCGAAGCUGUCUUGUUGGUUACUCUCAGAAUGGACAGGGCCUUUUUCAUUACGGCUUUCUCAGUGCUAAGAAUCAUACAGCCAUGAUACCGGACAGUUGUUUUUGUGUUUUAAGAUGGGCAUCACCAAACAGUUUGAUAGCUCAAAUUGCCAGACAACAGUUUGCAGAGUUUCAGAUUAAUAACUCAUUAAACACUUCUACGAAGCCUCAGUGAAAAGACCUGCCCCAACUUUCUGGAACAUCACAUCAUAAAGUAGGGCCUGGUUACAGAUGAACAGUUGUACAGUAGUAUUUGUUCCAAAUGGGUGAAAAAAUAGAACAAAUUUAGCAGGGAAGUGGAUUUUUUUUUUUUACUUUACUUUUUCUUUCCUUAUGUGUGUGUUGUAUGUCAAUGUUUGUGAUGAAACAGUCCUGUAGUUGACCGGAGAAUGGAGUUUAAAAAGAAAAAAGUUUGAAGGCACUCAACGUUGUUUGUAUGUGUGAGUGACUUACCGGUUAACUAUGUUUCAGUAGAGUUGUAUCUCUGCCAUACUAUUUAUCACUAAGUAUAUUGCAUAUUUGAUUGAACAAACAGACUGAUAUUUAUUGUCCAUUCCCUAGCCCACCUGUAAAGCAGUGUACAGUAUUUGGACUGACAACCCUGCCACCUUCUAAACCUGAACACAGCAAGUCUUAAAGCUCCGCCCCAAACUCAAGGUUCUGCAACUGAAUGUACAGUUAGGAUAGGAUGUGCAGUUGAAACAGGCGGGUUGAAAUGUGAAUUGCAUGCAUGUGAUUUUGACAACUACUGAAGUCCCAGUUGUUGUUAAAAAGAGAGUCAUGGCAGUGACAUAUUUACCCUGGAUGAGUUAGAUUGCUCUUCUGCCUAAAAAUACUCUGCAUCAGAUCCCCUGCUGCCAUUGCUCAUUGAAGAUUUGUAAUGAAGGAGGGUGGAUUUUAAAGGCUUUCUUCGAGUCGAAAUAACAUGUAUUUGUCGAAACCAUGUAUUCUCCAGUUCCUUCAUCUGUAGCACAUGCCACUUCUCGGAAGGAGCUAGGAAAAAGCAUAGACAACUUCUGUUAAAAAUGAGUUUAAGCAGUUACAGUGAGCCAGCCUGAAUCACGAUCAAUCAAAAUGAUUAGAAACAACCAGUAAUGAACAUGGCAGCCUUGGAGUUGCAGUUCCAUACACUAAUGUUUCAGUGUUAAGGUCCUUGAUUACAAAAUGUUCAGAGGUCCUGUAACGAUCAAACCAGGAGCAGAAGAAGGCAUAGCUGGCAUAUCGCGGACUUACAGGAAACGGCAUGCAGAGGAGGCGAGCUGGGUUUUACUGACAACAUUUAACAACUACGUCAAGCCCCUGCAUAUCACUGCCUCUCUCAACCCUGUGUUGAGUUGGUGUGUGCUUUUGUACUGUAUUCCUGCUCUAACACCCCGCCCCCCCUCGUGAAGCAUCUUCCAUCAUUAUUGUUCCUUAUGACCCCCCCCCCCCCCCCACCUCCGAUACCCCAGUCCCCCCCCCCCAUUCCCUACCUGCACCGUGACAUCUGCGUUAACACUGAUGACGUUUGUGGACUCCUACAAACAUGUUUGUAAAACUAAGAAUUCUGCAGCAGAAUAUUUUUGGAGACUAUUUGCUGUACAGUAUUUGUAAGCUCUAUUUUUGUAUAUUUAAUUGCUAUUUUUGAGGAGAUAAAUAAAGAGAUGCUUUUUUUUUUUUUUUGCUAAUUUCAUGUUUAUUCAUUUUAAAAGAAAUUGUUGCAUGUGACUGACUUGAACUGUAAAUAAAAUUACCAAGUUUUGGACAUAA
Osmerus eperlanus (European smelt) is the source of this 5365-nucleotide messenger RNA. RefSeq names its product ring finger protein 24 (gene rnf24). Lineage: Eukaryota; Metazoa; Chordata; Actinopteri; Osmeriformes; Osmeridae. Gene Ontology annotation, molecular function: zinc ion binding. The coding region runs from base 410 to 889 and encodes 159 amino acids. The transcript has 6 exons. The record is from RefSeq and is a predicted model, not a curated record.